This is a messenger RNA of Salarias fasciatus (jewelled blenny), 1918 nucleotides long. RefSeq names its product phosphoinositide-3-kinase, regulatory subunit 6a (gene pik3r6a). Bases 102 to 674 code for a protein of 190 amino acids. The record is from RefSeq and is a predicted model, not a curated record. Lineage: Eukaryota; Metazoa; Chordata; Actinopteri; Blenniiformes; Blenniidae. The transcript has 7 exons.
GUGAGCGGCGGGGACCGCAGGACCACCUCGCUGCUUCAGCCUCGCUCGGUUGCCUGUGCAGCUGGAAGCGUUGAGCGGAGAGAAGAGGAGCAUCUGGACCGAUGGAGAAGAAGCGAGGAUCUUCUCAUCUGUAUGGGUCACUGGAGCGGACGGAAUGGAGCAAAGACAGCAGCAAACCAGAGGACGACGUGGUGUCCAUGGCAGACUCCAGCAUCACCGUGGACGACAUCGAGGGGGAGCUCUUCAAGAUCGAGCGGAUCAGAGACGUCCUGGUCCGGAGGGAGUCGGAGCUCAGAUACAUGAUGGAUGACAUCCAGCUGUGUAAAGAGAUCACUCGUCUGAAGAAAGAGCUGCAGAAACUGGUGUCCAUACCAGAUAACGACAAGUCCAACGAGGAUCGACAAAAGGAAGAAGAACUGCUCCAACAAAUCCACAAGCUGGUUGAGACCAGAGAUUUCCUGGUGGACGAUGUGGAGUUUGAACGACUCAGGGAGAAAGAAGAAGAUAAAGAAAUGGCUGAUUUUCUGAAGUCUAAAUUCCCAAGAAAUACAAAGAAGACAGGUGUGCCUACCAGGCGGGUUCCCACCAGGGCUCAGCAGACCUCCUCACCUUUCACCAAAACAGGCCUCACUCUCCUGAAGGAGUGCUGUGGCUUCACGUGCUCCGUCAUGUAGACUGUAGCUUCGGCGUGACGCCCCGGUGAAGGGCGGAUGGAAAGACUAAGGACAGCAAUGGCUACCGCUCGUGAUGUUUCCAGUGUCCAUGACUCAGUCCCAGACAGACUCUGAAUGGAGGACAACUUCACAAUGUCUCAAAACUGACGUGGUGUGUUCUGUACUAUCUGAGACUCAACUUUGUCUUCUGUUGGAUAUUAUGUCAGACCUUCUUUUCUUUCCUCAUCUCAGUGCACAGUAACAGCGUUAAUGUCUCUUUUUUCUGACAGGAUUCAAAGUACAGAUCUAGCAGAACUCAUGUCAUGCAUAUACACUGUGUUCACUAAUUGGCUUCAGCGAGCACGACUCACCCACGAGUUUUAUAUUUAAAAGUCUUCACUGAGCUAUCAGAACUGUCAUUGCCUCAUUAUUAAAGUAGCUGUUUUCACAGGAGUCAGCAGGCCAGUAUGGACCGAACUGAAACUUUAUAAUUAGCAUUAAGAAGACUACACUUAUGGAAGUGACAUUAAUCCGAAUUAAUGCUGGCUCCACCUUCUGUACCAUUUACUGCAGGCUGUUUCUUUAUUUACAGUGGAGCAGCAUUGUCAUUAUGAUAACACAUGGCUAUUUUAGGACUAUCUCCUGAUCUUUGGUUUAUAAUAAUAUGUGUGAUUGAUAAAACUCAUUCGAUAGAGACGUCUACUUUUCUACCUCCCUCCUUUCCACGAUGAUUACAUUUGGUGCCAGCUUUAGGCUCACAGUUCUUACACUGAAAUAUUAUUACAUUAGAUUAACUGCACCGUGAACACAUUAGUGUCAAUGUUAAGUGAUGUUUUUCAAAGUCAGAAACAUGUUUUAAUCUAGAAUAUUGGAACAAAAUGUCAAGAAAAAUCUAAUACUAAAAAGACUGUUGUUACUUUGGUCAUGUCUAAAAUUAGAAUAAUUGCAAAAUUUUACUUGAUCUGAUAUUUAAAGUGAAAAGUUACUUAAAACACAACAAGUCUGCUGACUCUUUGUGGCCGUGGUCUUUUUGUUUCAUUUACAUAUCGAUUCCUCAGCUGAUGUCACUGACCUGACAUGCUUUCUUCCCCAAAAAGGUGACUCGGAAAAAUUGUGUAACAUGUGUGAGGGUCAGGCAUUUGUGGGAUGAGCAUAAACAAACAGCUUCCGUUAGCUGUUGACUGUGUUUUGUGUCGUUUGUUGGAUUGGAUGAUUGAAGAAAUGUAACACAAUUUAAAAGUGAAUAAAUCAGGUACAGGAAGCAC